This is a messenger RNA of Chironomus riparius, 1200 nucleotides long. Lineage: Eukaryota; Metazoa; Arthropoda; Insecta; Diptera; Chironomidae. The record is from the annotation of a GenBank genome assembly.
AUGAGUUAUAAUGAUUCAAGAAAAUAUGCAUUUCCGGAAGAUUAUCCAGAAGAAGAAUUAAGAAGCUUCGUGCCAUAUGUUUAUGAUACAGUAUUUUCAAACUCACAAAUCUCUUGGUUUAUGCAACAAUUUACAUCAUUUAAUAAAAAGUAUCAGCCAGAAUUUGCUGAAAUUAAAACAUCCAGAGGAACAGGAUUUACAUUUAAUAUGAUUGAUGAUUAUGAAUUGCUAAACUUUGAACACAUCAAUUCAGAUUUCAACUACACAAGAGAUGUCACAACAGAGCCCAAAAAUUUGAAAAAAUUUCCAGAUUCUAUAAAAUAUCCAUUAAAAUUUAAAAAGUCUGAUCGAGUGGUGUUUACUGCAAAAAUAACAAAGCCUAUAGGGAACUACGCAAACUGUAUUAAGCAGUCAAUUAUGGUCCAUCAGCCAGAUUAUCUCCCAACAUUUAGCAUCAGAAAAGACUUUAUUACGUUUGAAUAUGGAUCAAUUUUGGAUGUGAUUGUAACAACUGAAAUCACAAGAACUGAUGAAAACUUAAGGAAGUUAAGUGCAACAGAACGUGGAUGCUACUUUAAGGGUGAAAAAGAACUCUAUUUCUUCAACACAUAUUCACAAAAGAACUGCGAAGUUGAGUGCAUUACUUACAUAACUCUCAAAGAAUGUGGCUGCGUUCACGUUGACCAACCAUACAUUGAUACUGAAGAUGUCUGUUUAAACAUUUCUAGUUCAAAUGAUAAUUCACACAAAAAUUGUAUCAUUGCGCUUCAUAGUGCUAUUUAUUUGUCAGGAGAUCAACAACAUGAAGAUGCUUGUGCCUGUUUACCUCUUUGUAACUCAAUUAACUACAAUAUCAAUUAUCAAACAACGCACGAGAAGCACGAGAUACAAAAGAAUUUUGAAUGGCAAAGAAAUGGCAAUGAAGCUAUAAUAAACGUGAGAAUGAACAUGGAUGACAUUGUGCUGUACCGCCGAUAUCAACAAUUUACGUUCUCGGAUGUUGUUUCGUAUGUCGGUGGACUCUUCGGACUUUUUGCUGGCAUUUCAAUGCUCUCAAUUGUGGAAUUUAUUUACUUUUUUACGAUCCGAUUGGGCGUCAACUUGUGGAGGAUUUUGAGGUCUCGUGAUUAGAAAGAUGAUUGAGUCAUUGAGUUGAGUAUUUGAACUAUAAAAGAGAGAAGAAGACAUUACUUCAGACAU